AUGCUCAAGUGCUUCGAUUUCUGCCUGAAGGAGAACAAGGUUAAGGUGGAUGAUGUGUAUAAAGGCAUUGUAUCGUCUCUCCACAUUAUGGACAUGAUGGACACUCCGAAGCGCUAUGAGGUGGCGAAGGUUAUCAUCAAUCAUCUUAUUGAGAAGGAGUUUAUCUCAGAGGAGGUACUGAAGAAGAAGUUGAGCGAGGUUCCAAGUGGUUUGAACUUGGACUGAGCUGUGCAGAGUAUCUGGGAUGCAA
Blastocystis hominis is the source of this 250-nucleotide messenger RNA. RefSeq lists its product as hypothetical. The transcript has a single exon. Lineage: Eukaryota; Bigyra; Opalinata; Blastocystidae. The record is from RefSeq and is a predicted model, not a curated record. Bases 1 to 225 code for a protein of 74 amino acids.